Molecule: messenger RNA, 7148 nt
Organism: Portunus trituberculatus (swimming crab)
Lineage: Eukaryota; Metazoa; Arthropoda; Malacostraca; Decapoda; Portunidae
Gene: SppL
Product: signal peptide peptidase-like 3
Exons: 12
Coding region: 742-1896 (384 amino acids)
Biological process (GO): membrane protein proteolysis
Cellular component (GO): cytoplasmic side of endoplasmic reticulum membrane; lumenal side of endoplasmic reticulum membrane; Golgi-associated vesicle membrane
Molecular function (GO): aspartic endopeptidase activity, intramembrane cleaving
Source: RefSeq, a predicted model, not a curated record
CUUGUUGUUGUUUUGAUGGCGACACGAGAGGAGACGGUCGCCCUCCCCGCCCUCACACCUUUACUAUGAAUAUUACGAAGAUGGAAUUCAGAUGAUGAUCUGUCAUCCAACACAAGAGUGAUGCCAUUGUGUUAAAUACUGUUGAAAAUCAGUGAGUUACCAUUGCUCCAGUGUGUGCUGAAAAACUUUAUAGUCAAAUAAUUGGGAGAAAUGUGCAUCAAAAAAGCAUUCCAUCAUUUGUUUUUUGAAAUCUGAUAACCUAGGAAAUGCUCACCAGAAAACAGGAACAGUAGCAAACAUUGAGUGCAGUUCAAGGAAUUGUUUUGAGAAUGAAGCAACAAGACUAAUAUUCCCACAUGACAUACACAUGUACUACAACAUUUGUGUCUAUUUCUUGUUUUUCUGAUUUGAAUAGACAUGGUGCACGAUCUCUCAUUAAGCUGCAAAAGUUCACGCUUUGAUUUAGUUUUAUAUACGGAAGGAAAUAUAUAGUAAUUAUACUUUUCACGUUUCUCACCUGUCAAAUACUCACAUGUAAGAGUUCCCUGGAUGUUACAAUAGUUUGUUAUGAAACACAAAGGCAUCAUACAAGCCCACAUCCUGUCACACAUCUCAGACCACUUCAUAGUUGCUCUGAACUAGCCUGCUGUGUCACAAGGGAAGGCUGGGCAGUUGUUGUCAUUCCACCAAGCUCCUUCAUUCUGAGUGAAGAGAAGAACUGUCUGUGCCUGGAGUGCAGCUAUGGCUCUCAGUGCUGAAUAUCAGUGGGCAUACUCCAUUGUGGACUCCUCCCGAGUCUCCACCUUUCUCAUUUCCAUCCUCCUCAUCGUGUAUGGCAGUUUCAGAUCUCUUAACCUGGAACAAGAGGCAAGAGAAAGGGAAUCAGAGAAAGAAAGAAAUAAACUACUUGGAAUAGCUACACCUGGUUCUUCAAGUGACAAUAAUGUACAAACCCUGGACACUAUGCAAGCACUGUGUCUGCCUCUUGGGGCUUCCGUGUCCCUGCUUAUCAUGUUCUUCUUCUUCGACUCCAUGCAGAUGUUGUUUGCUGUGUGCACUGCAAUUAUAGCCACAGUAGCACUGGCCUUCCUGCUGCUUCCAAUGUGUCAGUACAUCAGCCGCCCUUGCUCAGAUAAUAAAAAAAUAUCGUUUGGAAUGUGUGGGAGAUUCACUGGAGCAGAAAUAAUGGCUUUCUGUCUCUCUGUGUCCAUUGUUUGCAUCUGGGUGAUGACUGGUCAUUGGCUUCUCAUGGAUGCAAUGGGAAUGGGUCUGUGUGUGGCAUUCAUUGCAUUUGUGCGCCUACCCAGCCUGAAAGUAUCGACACUGCUCCUAACUGGUCUGCUGGUGUAUGAUGUGUUUUGGGUUUUCUUUUCAUCAUAUCUCUUCAAUGCUAAUGUCAUGGUCAAGGUUGCCACACGGCCAGCAGACAACCCCGUGGGAGUCAUGGCACGCAAGUUACAUUUGGGUAGUAUGGGUCGUGAGGCUCCAAAGCUUUCCCUCCCUGGGAAACUGGUCUUCCCUUCCAUGCACAACAAUGGACAUUUCUCAAUGCUGGGCUUGGGUGACAUUGUGAUGCCGGGCCUUCUGUUGUGCUUUGUCCUCCGAUACGAUGCCUAUAAGAAGGCUCAGCUUCUUUCUGCUGAGGCUGGAGUACCUCCACCUUCUAAUUUGGGCAAAAUAAGUUACUUCCAUUGCUCCUUGAUUGGCUAUUUCCUGGGCCUGUUGACAGCCACUGUGUCAUCAGAAGUAUUCAAGGCUGCACAACCUGCUCUCCUGUACUUAGUGCCCUUCACUCUCCUUCCUCUGCUCACUAUGGCUUACCUCAAGGGCGACCUACGCAGAAUGUGGAGUGAGCCUUUCAUCAUCCAGACCCAGAGCAAGAACCUUGAUGUGUGACUGUGGGUGAGAUAUAGUUGUGUAACUGUGAAUAUGAGAUUACUGUGUCCGUAAACAUUGAUAGAAACCCUUGAAUGUGUGCAUCAUUGAAAACCGAAAACCUCUAUAAUUUUCAUCUAAUGUACAGAUAAUACAAACUGGUGAACAGUGAGAGGAACAUAUGAUGUACAUGAGCUUUGAUAUGCUGCCACAUGACUUGAUCUGUCAAGAAACAAAAGCUUUGGAAUUGAAUUUUGUACAUAGCUUGUAGUACAGUAAUGAAGAAAAUGAACAUAUUCAAGAAGCAUGAGUGUUGAAUACAUCGGUAUGAUAAUGUUAUGUUCAGGCAUUUCAGAAUAAUGCAGCAUAUUUGUUUUAUAUACAGUGCUGAUAUAAUAAAAUGUUUAAUGCUAUAAUGCAGCUAAGUUAGUGUUGCUAUGUGACAAGAUUUAAUUUUGUAUAUGUCAGACUUUUGUCUUGAUUCUUAACCGUAGAGAAUGUACAUAUUCUAUAUUUUUUAUUUACAUACAUUUUUAUGAGAGGACCUGAAAAAUUGUGUACCUUUGUGACCUCUGUAAUGAUGCCAGCAGGCAGGUUGUGGCUUGCCUUGUGUGGGAAGUUCAGUGAAGUGUUUACAGGGUUAUUAAUGUUCAUAUGUCACUGAUGCUGCCAUUUCCCAGUUUUAUUGACUGAAAUGUUUUAAGCACACUACUGUACUAUAAAGUAUUUUGUAGUCAUGAAGACAAUUAAUGUUUCCAAAUGAUGUAAGGGAUUUUCACUUGAUGUGCAGUGGAUGAUUCUUUUGCUGCAGUUGAGUCAGUUACAUGAAUAAUGAAGCUUAGAAUUAGAUAAAUGAUACUCAAUGCCUGGUACAAUCUUCAAGAUAGGACUAACAUGGGAAAAAAAAAAAAAAAUGCUUCUUUGUCUUCAACACGUGCAGGUGAAAAUGACAAUGUGUAUACAGUAAAGGCAGUCACAAAGUACAACAUAACAACUGGAUUUCCUUGUUACACUAUUUUACCUGGAUGUUUACAGUCAAUACUGGUGCUGAAGGUCAGUUUAAGCAUAAGUAGUCCCAUCAAAUGAAUUACUCAAAGUGAUGCUGUGAAAGAGUAUAGAUAUGUGAAUGUUAAACAUCAGAAACAUUUUUAAAUUAAUCAAAGUGAACAUUUCAAACACUGUACUACAAUGAUGAAGAUUGUAAUUCAUACUUACACAUGCACAUACACACAUACAUAUAUGUACAUUUAUACAUAUGCAGUGGGGACCCUGAAAUCCAAAUGCUCUAUUGUUUGAAUGCAUUAUAAUAUGAAAAAUUUCUUCAAGAAAAUUUGGCCCUAAAAACCACAUGCAUUGUGAAAACUGAGCACCAGUGUAACACUUUUCCUGGCAUCAAAGAUGUUUCACCCUCUAGGAUGCACUCCAAAUCUGACAAAAAUUUUGAAAAAAAGAUAGUAUAAAAAAGAGAAUGCAAAGAUGAUAGACAGAAUAAAUGCAAACAAUCCUAAAAUAAAGAUAAAUAUCAUGCAUUAUUUAAAAGACAACCGCAGGAUAGUGGAAACUUGGUUAUGUAGUUUUAUAUUUUGGAACCAUCAUAGAGAGUGAACCAAGGUGGCAGUGAACAGUGAUUAAGUGAUAAGAUAGUAAAUAUCCUUAACAUACUGCAGAUUUGUUUAGUGAUAAUAAUCACUUGAAGUCUGGAUGUUUGAGAAGAGUGAAAUAAUCUGCACUAUUGAAAUAUUAGUACCACUCAUGCAUUGCUUCAUCUCCCAUACUCUUCCCAUACAGAAAUCAACUUUUGUGUUUGCAUUUUUUUUUUUUUUUUUUUUUUUUUUUUUUACAUUACGGUACUUUUCUUUAUUUACUACUUGCAUUAAAUGUAAUUCAGGGUUUUCUUUUAGCUGCAGUAAUGAAUUAAUUCAUUUUCCAUUAUUUUGAAUGGGAAAAAAAUUGUUUCAGUCUGAACAGCCUUUUGAUUCAGAUUCCAAGGCACUACUGUUCUUGAUUCUGAUCUUGAUGUAUAGUUUAUAAAUUUUACUUCAUCACCACCACCAUAACCAUCAGUAGCAUCACAUUGUCAUCAUCUUGAUCAUCAUCAUCAUCACCAUCAGUUCUGAUGCCUUUCUCCUCACCAGGAAACCCUACGACAAGGGAACACCAUUGCAGAAGUGCCCUCAGGAUACUCAUUCUUUACAAUAAUUCUUUUCAUUCAUGUGACGAUCACUUUCAUCUCACCUAUUCCACAUGCACCCUCCACAUUACCUUUCCUUUUGUGUAUCUCUUAUUGAGCUUCAAAAUCACUUUUUAUUUUAAUCAAUCUGCCAGCAUUUAUUUCCUGGGCUCUUAUCUGUCUUCACACCAUAAUCAUUUCAUUCACCUCCAUAUUAUGUCCUCUCCUCAUCAGAUGGAUAACUAUUCUUAGGCAAGGCUUCCCUAUUCCCAGAAUCCAUGUUAUCCAAACUUGGUCAUCACAGCUAUUACGAGUAGAAUAAUGUAUGAGAUUACAAUUGUCAUGGUAAUUACUAGCAAUGGUUUUUUUUUUUUUUUUUUUUUUUUAUAACUCCUUAUUGUUUCCUUAUGUACACCAUGACAUCAUCAUUAUCUUCAUUAUUAGUUGUCACACAUGAGUGUUAACCUAGCCCUUAUCCUGUUAUUGCAUAUAGGUGUGGACACACACACACACACACACACACACACACACACACACACACACACACACACACACACACACACACACACACACACACACACACACACAAACAAACCAUAGAAAGGCAUAACAAUUAGCCUACCAUUUUCACACCACCUAGCUAAGUUACAAUUCUGCCCAAAUUAUGCCCUGUAUUUUACUUGAUGAAUAUGGGCUAUAAUUUGAAAGAAACAAGUCCAAUGUGUUUGUGCCUAGCUAAGGAUUUGAGCUUAGGCUUUCCUGAUUGUGAGUCAGAUGUACCAACCACAACUCAUACACCACUGGGCCAUUGUACAAUUACCUCAAAAUUUUAUAUAUACCAAAAUGUGCAGAUCAUCAUUGGUGGGAAGAGCAAUUAUACAUAAAACAACCACCCAGCCUUAUUGCAUGGAAAAACACAGUGGCAGUGUGAAUAUACCUGCUCCUAACCCUCAAAGGCUUUGAUGUUCACCAUUUUUGCUAACUUCUGGGAAUGAGCAUCUCUACUGCUAAUGAUCACCAUGGGAGGCUUGCAAAUGAAGAAAUAGCUCUUGCCUUAACUCUACUGAAACCAAAUCUAUAAUACACAUAGCUCAGACUAUUGUCGUCAUAUAACAAAGAGGUGGCUAACUUCCCUUCUGGUGUUCUUAGACAAAAAGGUGGAAAUAGCAUGAAGAAAAGAUCCCUCGUUAGACAAAAAAUCUGAAAUGAGAUGGAAUAAUGAGGAUUCUCCUUGAUCUAAUCACUUUUUUCUUUAAAAAUCUUCAUAAAAGUUGAUAAAACCAGAUUAUAUUUUACCUUUUCCACCACUGAAAGUACUUUCAGAUUCCAGUUUGCAAAAUCUUAUCUGGUAUGUUGUAUGAUUCUGGUAGAAUCUUCUCAGUAUCAUUAAAUUGUUUUAAAACUUGGUUUUCAAGUAAUGUACACAUGGUUGAGUUGGAGAAAUAGAUGGUUUGAGGAACCAUUGCUGUAUGUCUCUCUCUCUCUCUCUCUCUCUCUCUCUCUCUCUCUCUCUCUCUCUCUCUCUCUCUCUCUCUCUCUCUCUCUCUCUCUCUCUCUCUCUCUCUCUCUCUCUCUCUCUCUCUCUCUCUCUUCAAGAGUGUUACAGUGGAGAACUUUUAUUAUUCCCAUAACUGAUCCCACUUGAUUCACAGUAUAUUUUGUAUCUGCCAUAGUUGUACCUGGAUGCUGAAUUCUCAUCAGUAACACCAAUGUACAUAUUGUUAUAAAAACCACCACCACCAUAUUGUUAGAAGAUGAAAAAGGUCAAAAUGCGACUUACUUGAGAAAGGUUGCAUUAAGUAUUGAGAAUUAUUUUUCUUAAUAUCCAUAACAGUGGAUUAAUUGUCUGUGGCUGAACAGGUUUGGAUAUAUGCAUGGUUACUAUGACAGAUUGAUUAGUUUCUCUCUCUCUCUCUCUCUCUCUCUCUCUCUCUCUCUCUCUCUCUCUCUCUCUCUCUCUCUCUCUCUCUCUCUCUCUCUCUCUCUCUCUCUCUCUCUCUCUCUCUCUCUCUCUCCAAAUUAAUUCAAUCACUCCACAUAUUGAGAGGAAUGGAUGAAGUUAUGACAGAAUAGAGUGAACAUGAAUCCAUCAGGUGCAGUUUGAAAAGUAGGAAAUUCAUAUCAUACAGCAAAUGUUUAAAUCACAUUUCAUUACUUUAUUGAUGAAAUGCAUCAUGUUUUCACUAGCCAGUACUACAGUCCAUGUAAUGAGCAAACACCAUCACACAUUCAUUUCUGUAUCAACCCAGAGACAUCAUCUUAGCAGUAGUGUUUAGUGUUUAGUGUGUCCAGUUUCUGUAGAUUAAAUUUCAAGAAAAUAUGGAAAAUGCUUGCUUAUGUUUUUAUUUUAUGUACGGGAAACAAUUGUUACAUGUAAAGGUAUUGAGAAUAAAGCCUACAGUGUAAAUCCCAGUGAAAGCUGUCUGCAUUCUUGAUAACGAUGGUUUGUUAGUGUGGCAGUUUAUGAAACACUUGGCUGAAUGGUAUUCAUAUUCUGAAUGUGAAAACAAAAGCACUUCAUGGAAAAGUAAGUAGAAUCUCUCAUCAUAUCUGGAUGUAGUUGUUUUAUUUUUUAGAUUGACAUAUAGUUGCAUCUUACAUACAAUACUAUUUUCAGAAUGAGAUUUAAGGGAAUUAAAUUAUUUGUUUGUUUAUUUUUUUAUGUCACUUGUCUGUGAAAUGUCUAGUGAAACCUUGCAAGCUUGCACACAAGCUUCACUGAGGAAUAGAAUUUCACACACAGUCACUGUUAUAUGAAUUACAAUCCCAUUGGUGCAUGUUAGGUUUUGAUAAAAACUUCUAUAUGUCUGUAUUAUUUUGAUAAGUUGAAUAAGUAUCUGACAUAAUAAAAGGACAUUUAGAGAUGCAUAUGUAAUGUGUCUGAAAUUUUUUACAUUUAUGCAAAUGAAGUGGUUACCUAACAUUUUGAAAUUAUGUAAAAAUUUUUGACUACAUGAAAAGAAGUGGGUAAUAUGCAGCUGUAGAAAUUAUGGAUGAUGGAAGUGACUGCAUGGACAUUUUUGUGUUACUGACAUAGUAGUUUCUCAUAUUCUUUGUUUAUUUUCUGUGAUCUAAUUUACUGAUAAAGUACCCAAUAUAUCAA